GUAAAAAAUAGAAACUUCCAAGAUGGCCGAGUCCGUGGACUCCAUGCAUUUCGCAGCAAACAGCAAAACAAAUUCCCCCAAACCCAUGAUAGCGAAGCGGCCACCGGAGAGUCGACCGCAGCCAUCCAGCGAUAUUUACCCACCGCCGCCCAAGAAGGUCCGGCUGGAGGAGAAGGGCCUGAAGCACGGGAAACUGAACGGGGAGUUGUGCGCAGGGGAAAAACACAACGGGAAGCAGAGUUGUGGGAGCCCAGCGAAAUGGAGUUUCGGCCCGGCCAAGGCGAGCCACUCCGCCGCCGCCGCGGUGCCAGCGGCUCCCGCGCGGAAGAUCUUCCGAAUCAGCAACUUCCUCGCCUCGCCGCACAAAGUGAGGAAGGCGAAGGAGAAGCGGUACCGGGAGAAGGGCGGCGAGGCGCCGCGGAGCUCCGCCGCUGGUGUGGAGAAAGUGAGCGCUGCUAGCUGCCAUACAAAGACCGAGAACGGCGACGUGAAAAUGCUACAGAGAGAUCAUCGCGUGAAGGAGAAGGACCGAGAGAAGAAAAGGGAGAAAAGCAAAGAGUGGAGAAAUCACAAGCUGCCACCUGUGCAUGACAUUUCCCGAGAAAACGGAGAAGUGGUUUCCCCGCAGAAAGACUCUAAGGAAAAGCGCAAAGCUUGUUCAGAGGAAGACCUACUGCUGAAGAAGCUGAAGAAGAAGAAGAAAAAGAAGCACAAAGAUGGGGAACGAGUGAAAGAGAAGCACAGUCGACCCAAAAUGCAUAACCGCGCCUGUCAGACCGUGUGCUCAGGGGUGUCUCUGGCUCUGCCCGAGUUCCUCACUCAAAUCAAUGGGAACAACAGCAUCAGCAGCAGCAGCAGCCUACUCCACACUGCUCUGCAGCACCAUCAGGACCCUUCUGCUACUGCCGUCUCCAUCUCCUCCAUGGUCAGGGACAGACUCGGCUACAGCUCGCCGCUCCACUGCACCCCGGACCCGGGCCUGCCGGGCCUGGAGUUUGGCCGUCUGAUCCACGUCGAGCAGCAGGCGAACGGGGGUGCGUCUGUGGCGCACGCCUACAGCGAGCAGCUCUGUGCUCUGUCUCCGGCCGAGAUGCAGCGCUUCGCCGACGAGUUUGUGGCCCUGUCGUUCAGCGAGGACGAGGCCCAGGCCGCGUGCUUUGUGAUGGGAAUCAUCCACGGAGCGGCGUCCUACCUCCCAGACUUUCUGGACUACUUCUCCUCCAAGUUCCCCAAUGCGCCGGUGAAGAUGGAGGUGCUCGGGAAGAAGGACAUAGAGACUACAACCAUGGCCAACUUCCACACUCAGGUGAAGCGGACAUACUCCCAGGGAACGUACCGUGCCGGGGCCAUGCGGCAGGUCAGUCUGGUUGGCGCUGUGGACGAGGAGGUGGGGGACUACUUCCCAGAGUUCAUCAGCAUGUUGGAGCAGUCUCCCUUCCUGGAGCGGACGCUACCCUGGGGAACAUUUUCCAGCCUGCGGCUACAGAGCCACACAGAGAGCGACGACGGCCCCAUCAUGUGGGUCAGACCAGGAGAACAGAUGAUCCCUAUGGCAGACAUGCCAAAAUCCCCCUUUAAAAGGAAAAGGUCCACCAAUGAGAUAAAGAACCUGCAGUAUUUACCCAGGGCCAGUGAGCCCCGGGAGAUGCUGUUCGAAGACCGGACGAGAGCCCACGCUGACCACAUUGGUCAGGGGUUCGAGAGACAGACGACAGCCGCUGUAGGUGUGCUGAAAGCUGUGCGUUGUGGAGAGGACAACGACGCUCCUGCCCGGAUCACCAAAGACGUUGUGUGUUUCCAUGCUGGAGACUUCCCUGAUGUGGUAAUGAGGCUACAGCUGGAUCUCCACGAACCUCCAUUGUCUCAGUGUGUACAAUGGAUUGAUGAUGCAAAGCUAAACCAGCUACGGAGGGAAGGGAUCCGAUACGCCCGUAUCCAGCUCUACCACAAUGACAUCUACUUCAUCCCUAGAGGAGUUGUCCACCAGUUCAAGACUGUGUCUGCUGUUUGCAGUCUGGCCUGGCAUAUUCGGCUUAAACAGUAUCACCCUCAAGAAGAAGAAGAGGAGGAGGAGGAGGAGGAGGAAGAGGAGGAGGAUAAGAAGUGUGUGUCAGGAGAACUUGCAGUUCAUAUCAAAGAGGAGGAGGAGGAGUUAGAAGUAAGAAAGCAUGAGCCUGCUGUGCUAACAGGAACUAAACUGGAAGAUGGGAUUGGGGAGGGGUUUCCUUCACAAUCCCCCCCACGGGUUUUCAAGGAGGAGGAAGAGAAUGAGGUAAAGGAAUCAUCAAUGACACUACCUUUAGUUAGGAAGGAGAGACCUGAAGAUGUACUCACACAUACACUAAUGGAGUCUAAGGUUAAGGAAGAUGAAAAUGAAGAUGAGGCAGCGGGAGAAGGGGGUACAGACAUAUGCCAGAGGUUGCAGAUGGGCCAUGGAGAUGGUGGACUGGAAAAUGUAUCGUUAAAGUCACUACAGCAAAUUAGGAAGGUCAAUGAUGUGGAGGAGGAGAGGAAUCACAAGACAAGUCAGUCUGGUCAAGGUCUAAAAGAGAAAACUAAAGAUAGUAUAACAAGCACUUACAACACAGCACAGGUCAAAAAGGAAAAGGACAAAGCAAAAAGAGAAAAAGAUGAAAAAGACAGGCCGAAGGAGAAGAAGGACAAGGACAGAAGUAAAGACAAAGAAAGGGAUAAGAAGGAGAGGGUGAAAGACAGGGAUCGAGAGAAGGACAGGAUAAGGGAGCAGGAGAAAGUUAAGUUUGACAGAGUAAAAGAGGAUAGUAUAUCCUCACAGAUGAGGAAGAGAGAGGACGAAGAUCGGACUAAAGAGGGCAGUAAAGCCUCUCAAACCUCCCUGCCUGCUCAGAGAGAAGAGGAGUGGAGCAAGGAGUGGGACUCAAAGACUCAGCCUCACAUCAAGCGAGAGAGGGAGCAUGAUAAAGACAGGGCAGGGACACACGCUUCGUCCCACUUACUGCCAGACAAAGAGGACGCUCGAGACGCCAAUUCUCAUAAACACAAGUCUUCACACGGGAAAAAAGAGAAGAGCGGGCACAGGGAAGGGAAGGGGAGCAACGCACCGAGCACGCAGGGGGGGCAGGUGAGGGUUGGGAAGGAAGAUGGGAAGCCAGCCACCCCCAAACCCACAAACAUUCAGGUUAGGAAAGAAGCAAAGAAAGAGAAAGACAUCAACAGUAAAGAGGAGAGAAAAAAGCCUGUAUCGGCUCCUGCACCAGCAGAACACAAGCAACCACGGACGCUCAUCACUUUCGACCUCUUUAAGCCGAUGGAGGCUCAUCAAACUCUGGCCCUUUCUUUCUCAGAGAGCAGACCUAAGACCCACCAUCACAGUUCCUCCUCUAAGCCCGGAUCGGACAGUCGGACAGUAAUUCCCUCCAAAGGACCAAAAGUAAAGGACUCUGUGCAGGGGAAACCUGCCGCCCCUCUACAGGACUCUCAGCACUCGCUCAAACAACCCCUGAAACCACACACACCACAAACGCAGAAAGACUUCUUAAUAUGAAUGUCUUGUUGUGGUCUUUUUUUUUUAACUGUACAACUUACGCUGAGGCUUUGUUAAAAUAUUUGAGAACGCUUCCUUCCUUCAGACACGAGCUGCUCUUUCUGAUGGACGAAAGCUAAGCGGAUGCAUUACUCCAGCAGCAUGGUGAAGAGGAUGCACUCUCCAAGUAUAUUAACAGUGCCAAAGAAUGUAAGCUAAGUAGCUCACUUCACGUUUGUUAGUGAAUGUAUGUAGGCUCUAUAUAAGACGUUAUGUGACCCGUGUGUCAGUGCCUGUGCACUACUUAGCUUCGCUCUUAAAGCACCUGUUUUAGGUACUCAACUAGCCAAUCUGAAAACAACCAUAGGAAUCACCCGUAUUCACUGUUUGACACUUGCCUGCGAGCUUCCAAGCUCCUGCUGAAAUUCUCUUUGCCAUGUUGCUUUAGUCGGUGGGGUUUGUUGGUUAUGACACUCCAAAAUCAGAGCAAGUAGUUGUUUUCAGACUGGACUAUGUUUUACUCACACGGGGCUGUAAAUGAUACUGUAUGUACCAAAACUGUACAGUAUAAAUGUUAUUAGCACCAGUGAGAAAAUGUAUACAGAAAUUGCAUAUAUUUUUUGUAAGACAAGUUUUAUUUUCCAUAGAACUUAUUUAUAUCAUUUACUGUCUGUUUUUAUUUGAACCAAUGUAUGUGAAAAUUUUGUUGUAAAUACAUAUUAUUUCUUAAGAUAAGACUUGGUAGUGUGAUUUAUACUCUGAUCGGAACCUCUCAAUAAAUGGUUCAAACAUAA
Messenger RNA from Betta splendens (Siamese fighting fish), 4296 nucleotides. RefSeq names its product lysine-specific demethylase RSBN1L-like. Gene Ontology annotation, cellular component: nucleus. Lineage: Eukaryota; Metazoa; Chordata; Actinopteri; Anabantiformes; Osphronemidae. The transcript is spliced from 8 exons. The coding region runs from base 23 to 3523 and encodes 1166 amino acids. The record is from RefSeq and is a predicted model, not a curated record.